This is a messenger RNA of Diorhabda sublineata, 3440 nucleotides long. RefSeq names its product translocon-associated protein subunit alpha. Gene Ontology annotation, cellular component: endoplasmic reticulum; endoplasmic reticulum membrane. The record is from RefSeq and is a predicted model, not a curated record. The transcript is spliced from 5 exons. Lineage: Eukaryota; Metazoa; Arthropoda; Insecta; Coleoptera; Chrysomelidae. Bases 163 to 1056 code for a protein of 297 amino acids.
ACGGUAAAAGGUGGAAUACAAUGUGAUGUGUACGAAAUUUUGUUCCACGUCGAAACAACUAGAUCGGGAAAGUAAGAAAAGGUGGUCGGUCACUUGGUUGAUGCUUGUAUUUUAAGACAACUGCAAAUAGGGUGUGAAACUUAAUUCAUUAAUAAUUUAAACAUGAAUAAGUUAUUAUUUUUCGCCUUAUUUCUAUUUCCGGCCUUAAUAUUAAUUUUUGAAAAUGGAAAAAUUGUGUCUUACGCCGAGGAAGAUCCAAUAGAAGAAGAUGAAGUGGAAGUUGAAGGGGAGGCUGAUGUGGAAGAGGUUGGAGCUACUGAAGAAUAUGAGGAUGAUACUAAAUCAUUGUCAUCACCAUAUGCUGAUACUACAUUAUUAUUUGUGAAACCUGAACUAACUGGUGCCUCUCAAAUGGAAAUCCCUGCUGGUCUUCCUGUUGAGUUUUUAGUUGGAUUCCGUAAUAAAGGUGAUCAAGAUUUUAUUGUUGAUACUCUUGAGGCAUCUUUCCGUUAUCCUAUGGAUUUUAACUUCUACAUUCAAAAUUUCUCAGCUAUUGGUUACAGGAAAAUAAUAGCACCAGAAAAAGAAGCUACUUUCCAUUACAGUUUUCUUCCUUCAGAAGCAUUUGCUGGAAGACCAUUUGGACUCAACAUCAUGUUGAAUUAUCAUGAUAGUAAUGGCAAUCCUUUCCAAGAAGCUGUUUUUAAUGAAACUGUACAAGUUGUUGAAUUGGAGGAAGGUUUAGAUGGAGAAACUUUCUUUUUGUAUGUCUUUUUGGCUGCUGGAGUAGUUUUACUUUUGGUUAUUGGUCAACAAACUCUUUUAUCUGUUGGUAAAAAACGCAGUGGAGGAAGUGGUGGUAGCAGUAGAAAGUCAGCCCCUGUUGAAACUGGAACUAACAAUCCAAACAAUGUUGAUUAUGAUUGGCUACCUCCUCAAGUUAUCGCUAGUUUAUGUAAGUUUCAUGGAUUAGUAAUGCUUCAGAUUAUAUAUAUUAUAUCCACAAAUCAAAAUUGUGUGAAAAGUGAUGGUUUUCCAUUGCUCUAUCUCAAAUAAACAGUAUAUAUCAAAUAUCUAAAAUGUACUGUUUGGGCUUGAAGAGUAUCAAACUAUAGCAUAAAUAAUUUUUUUAUCACCUAUUUAAUAGAAAAUUGGUAUAUUGCAAAAUCAUUUGAGUUUUCAUAAUCAUGAAAUCAGUUUACAGUGAAACUUUCAAACACAGUAAAUAAAAUCCAGCUAAAAAGUUUCAAAAGAAGUUAUUUAGAACAUGAAAUGAAAUUUGAACAUAUAUUUCUAUGGUAAUUCUUAUAACUUUGUGUGUCUCUCUCUACUUGUUUCCCCAGUCAUUAGGCUCGUGACCUCUUUGGAAUGUCUUUAUUCCCUUUUUAUUGUCUCCUUUCAUAUUUCUCAAUUUUCAUCCUGGUGUAAGGAUACUUGGGGUUGGUCUGUUUGAUUGUUCAGUUGUUUGAUUUGAUCAGACCAUCUUAAAAGCGAUCAGUAUCUUCUUCUUUUCUAUCUUUGUGUCCAGAAUACACUUUUUUCAUGUAUAAUAAUGAUAGUCUGGGGGUUACAAAUACCAUUUCCAAUAUUGACUGAUUAAUUUUCUUCCAGGGAAUUCUAAACAAUCUUCUGUAGCACCACAUUUUAAAUGAAUCAAUAUAUUUGCUCUCUUCAAUCUUAAGUAUCCACGAUUCUGGGCUGUAUGAGUAGAUUGAUCAGAUUCAUUUUAGCGUUUUUGGUUAUGUAAGAGUUCCUAUAUUUUAUUAAGUCUUAUCAAGGUAUUUUUCUUUUAACUUACAAACCUAUAAGUGUAUGACCAAAAUAAUAGUAUUACAUUAAAGGAAGGUUCUAAUGUGUGUAAAUUAUUAAACACAAUGAAAAAAAUUAAGGAAAGUCAUUCAUCGAAACCUUAAAUUUCUACAUUCUCACGAGUAGUACGUUGUUUGUGCUUAUUACUACCAAUAAUUUCAUAUUUUUCAUGGGAAAUUUAAUUAAAUAAAAUUACUUUCGAUUCUGACUUUUUGAUAGCGUGUAAACAAUUGCCGAUUUUUUAAAUAUAGGUAUUUACAUUGAGGAAUUUGAUUGAUUUGAAGUUACAUAAAUGUAUGUGUAAAUAAUGAAUUUGUUUAUGUCUCACUAAUAGAAAAGUGGAAUAAAGCAAAAAACGGCAGAAAUAUUUAACUUGCAUCAUCCUUAUAACAUGGUUUUCACACAUCUGUAGGACAAAUCUAUUUAAAAUUUUACUAUAUAUGUAAAAUGAAUUAAGCAAAAAAUAUGUUAAAUGUGUAGCUGGGAACAAUGUAAUAAAUAAUACUACAUGCUCAUAAAAAAGUGUAAUAAAUUUCAAGUUCAGAUUAAUUAAAAAAAUUUUUCAAAAAUGUUAAUUUGUCUGCAAAUUGUUAUACCUAGUUUUUAUUUCUUUAAGUUGACUAAUAUGACAAAUAUGAAAGUUCCUUGUACAGUUACUGAGGAAACAGUUGGACAUAGAAAUUGCUGUAAAUUAAAUCUAAACUUCCUAAUAAUUCUUUUGAAAACAUAAUAUCUUCAAAAGGGUUGCAAUGAGCAGUCUACCUAAGUGAAAACUUUUAUACUUCGACGAGUAUGUUUCCACAUUGUAAAAAAUUGUAUUUUCAAUGUUUUCAUUUUUCUUAAACCAAAUUCAACCCAGUAUUAUGUGUCAGUGUUAUAUAGAACAUCUUUUACAAUAGUAGUUAAAACUUUUACAUUUUCAUUGUAUAGAUUUCAAAUAUUGUUAAUUAGUAUUUAUGUUCAUUUUUUGUUCUUACAGCUAAGGAAAAAGUUCAAAAGUCACCUAAAAGCAAGCCUCAAAGCCCAAGGCAGAGAAAAGUAAAACGUACUACUGGAUCUGAGUAGUGAUGAAUUAGUGACUGAUUAAGACAUUUUCACCUCAUUCCUCUCAUCAUGAGCAAAAAAAGACUUAAUCAUAUUGUAAUUUUCUUUCCAUUAUCAUCGGAAAGACUAAUAAUGACCACCUUUCAUACAAUCUAAGAAUUUUUUUCUCAUAGAACAAUUAUGUAUAUUGAAUGAAGAUUCAAAACCUCUUUUUUGGCUUUGUGUAUUAUGUUUCUAUUUAUUAUAAAAGCGCACAAAUUUAAGUUAUAAGUUGAAAAUUUAUUAUAAAUUUUGUUUUCAUAUUUUUAAAAAUCUCCAAUAUAUUGGACUGAUAUGAAAAAAAUUCUUGGACUCAGUUAGACUGACAUCCAUUGUAAAGUACUCAUAUUUUAUUUUUUGGUAAUUCGGAGGUGGUAUUUUUUGAUUGUUUAAAAAUUAUUUAUAAUUUUGUAUAUUUCAGUGUGUUGUGUGUUUCUGAUUGUUAUAUUUGCAAUAGAUUAUAUUAUUAUAUAUAAUAUCAUGUGAAUAUUUCAAAUUACACCAUAAUGGUGUCUUCCAGAAACUAUUAAAGGGUAAUUUGAUUCAAA